Paramecium sonneborni is the source of this 493-nucleotide messenger RNA. The record is from the annotation of a GenBank genome assembly. NCBI's taxonomy places the organism in Eukaryota, Ciliophora, Oligohymenophorea, Peniculida, Parameciidae.
AUGAUACCAUCUCAAUUUAAAAAAGUAAUCAAUCCUAAAAUUCUAAAGAUCUAUAAUGAUUUAUAGAGAAUGUUUAAGAAUCUAUCAGUUUUCCUUAAUUUAGAGUUAAAGACAAUAUAUAUAAAACUAAUUAUGUAUCUUAUGAUGAUAAGAAUUAUAAAACUGUUCAGUUGAAAUACUAAAUAUUAUUAAUCCUUAGAAGAAUAGAAGUAAUCUGGUAUUAAUAAACUAUUGAUUAAAUCAUAAGAUUUCCAUCUAGAAGUUGGAUUGCACUAAAAGAUAAAAUUGAAUUGAAAAUCAGAAUAUCUCAAAUUUGUUGAAUAAAAUCUAGGAUUUCUCAAGGCUUUUAAACAAUAUGCUGAAGUUGUAUAAUAAUAGAUAUAUUAAGUUAGAAAUCUUUAUUGGAUUAAACCUAAAGAUAAAAGAGAAGACUAAUCAUUACAAAGACCAACUCAUAAACCUCAUAAUUAUGAACUUUGUCUUCAAUUAUUGA